This is a messenger RNA of Salvia splendens (bonfire salvia), 1543 nucleotides long. Its product is annotated as DNA-directed RNA polymerases II and IV subunit 5A. The coding region runs from base 93 to 710 and encodes 205 amino acids. NCBI's taxonomy places the organism in Eukaryota, Viridiplantae, Streptophyta, Magnoliopsida, Lamiales, Lamiaceae. Gene Ontology annotation, cellular component: RNA polymerase III complex; RNA polymerase I complex; RNA polymerase II, core complex. The transcript is spliced from 5 exons. Gene Ontology annotation, molecular function: DNA binding. The record is from RefSeq and is a predicted model, not a curated record. Gene Ontology annotation, biological process: tRNA transcription by RNA polymerase III; transcription elongation by RNA polymerase I; transcription by RNA polymerase II.
AUAAAGGAAAGCGGUUAAUACACAAAUCCCAAUCCCCACACCGCCGCUGCUGCCGCCGGCCUCCUCCGCCGCUUCCCGCGCGAAGUGGCAAAAUGGUGCUGCCUGAGGAUGAGGUCAGGAGGUUGUUCAGAGCCAUGAAAACGGUGCUGCAAAUGCUGAGGGACAGGGGCUAUGUGGUGACUGAUGAUGAGAUUGCGAUGACCAUGGAAGGAUUCACUGCCAAGUAUGGUCACAAUAUGAAGAGAGAGGACCUUAUGCUUGUCAAAGCCAAGCGUGACAGUGGAGAACAGAUAUAUGUGUUCUUUCCUGAUGAGGCCAAGGUUGGAGCUAAGACAAUAAGGACUUUGAUUUGUCGAAUGAACGAUGACAAUGUUACUCGGGCCAUCCUAGUUUCACAGCAGAAUUUGACUCCUUUUGCUAAAAAAAUGAUAAAGGAGGUAGCCAAGAAAUUUCAGGUGGAAGUUUUCCAGGAGGCUGAGUUGCUAGUCAACAUCCACCAUCAUGAGCUUGUUCCCCCGCAUCAAGUCCUCACGGCUGAAGAAAAGACAACUCUGCUUGCAAGAUACACUGUCAAAGAAACUCAGCUGCCUCGUAUUCAGGUAACUGACCCUGUCGCCAGAUAUCACGGGCUGAAAAGUGGGGAUGUCGUGAAGAUCAUCCGCCCGAGUGAAACUGCCGGAAGAUACAUCACUUACAGAUACGCAGUUUGAACAUUCUAUGACUUUUUGUAGCGUAGCUUGUGAAAACAUAGAAGUAGAAGAGAGUUUUGUAGGGACUUACUUGGGUGCAUGACUUCAUUCUCACUAGUGUUUAUUUAUCAUUCUAGAUCUGAGAAUUCUACCUUGAGAUAGAUUGGGUCUUAUCAAUGGUUUUAGGUUUGAUCAUAUUGGAUGGUUAUAAGCAUAUAUGCAAAUAUAGUUGGACUAAUUUCCUAAGUUUUUAUUUGGUUUUUCUUUUUAAUUUCAAGUUAAGUAGUGAAAUGUAGGCAAACACAUUCAAAGUUCUUGCACUAGGAGUAUGUUUUUUUAAUUAUACCUCUUCACAAUUUUUUUGUUUAAAAAUCGACCACUACUGUUGACACGUGGGGUGCGGAAACUCUUCCCAGUCGUUCAAGGUCGGGGUUCAUUUAUGUUCUUCGUCCGACAUCGAUGGUCGUUGCACUACCUCUAUUAUGACGACCUUCUUCACUGUGUUCGUUUCCACGUGUUCCGUUUUCUGAAUACGCCAUUAAUUAUCACCAUCGGUGGUGGGAUUACGCGGAAGAAGCAAGCCGAAAAGGCAACAUAACAUAGCACAUGUAUAAGUAGUGAAAAAGUAAUAGUAAUGCAAUUGUGAUCAUGUUCAUAAAACCAAAAUAUACGUGGGAAACGAAUAAGUUUGAGUUGGAUUUCCAUCAUCAUGCGUAAGAGAUAACGAUAAAAAGUGGUUGUAAAAUCAUAUGAAUUUUGCUCCACUACUAGUGACCUAAAUUGUUAGCUUUUUUUAUAGAGUAGUUAUUAAUCAACAUUUGUUUUUCUUAAUUAUUUAAUUCGGUAUUAGUAAA